Morone saxatilis (striped sea-bass) is the source of this 1331-nucleotide messenger RNA. RefSeq lists its product as uncharacterized. Gene Ontology annotation, cellular component: caveola. Gene Ontology annotation, biological process: caveola assembly. The record is from RefSeq and is a predicted model, not a curated record. NCBI's taxonomy places the organism in Eukaryota, Metazoa, Chordata, Actinopteri, Moronidae. Gene Ontology annotation, molecular function: molecular adaptor activity. The transcript has 3 exons. The coding region runs from base 106 to 672 and encodes 188 amino acids.
CAGCCAGCUGAGGGGUCCUGUCAGCGGUCCCAGUCUGGGCUGUAUACAGGGAAGUGACAGGCACCGACUCUGCUCUCUGGAUUAUUGUUUUCUUCACAUGUUUGAAUGGACAUCAUGAUGAAAGGAGAAGAUUCAGAGGAAGUCGAGAUUGACUUGGGAGACUCCAGUGAUCCUGAUGAAUUUGAUAAUGAGGAGGAACCUCAGACACUGUGGAGGGCCCCUCCUGCUCUGGAGGAAGAGGAAAAUAUUCAUACAUCUACACUAGUGGAAAUCAGUGAUACCAAGCCCUUGAUUAAUGUCAGAGACCCCCGAGGUAUCAAUGACUGUCUCAAGGUGACGUUUGAGGAUGUAAUUGCCGAGCCGGUGUCAGUGCGCAGUGGGGACAGAGUGUGGAUCUGGAGUAACGCCCUAUUUGAGGUGACUAGGGUUUGGAUCUACAGGAUAGUCACAGUGCUUCUGGCCAUUCCUGUGUCAAUUAUCUCUGGUCUCCUCUUUGCCAUCUUGAGCUGUCUUCACAUCUGGAUGGUUGGUCCUUGUGUCCAGUGUAUCUCUAUUGGCACACGCUGGCUGCAGGAUCUAUGGAGCAUUGUGCUGAGCAUCAUUGUUCGUCCCUUCUUCUUGAGUGCUGGGAAAUGCUGCGGAGGCUUCAGUAUACACCUGGCUAAAGAAUGAGACUCACACAUCCAAACUGGGAUUGUUUGUUAUGUGCGCACAUGCACUGGUGUUAGUACACUGACCCUUAGUGGGCAGUGCAAUUUGAUUAUUUAAUAUUUAAUUCAAAAAUAAAACAUUUAGAACUACAUGUUUUCCACAGUUAAGAAGUCCAACAGUAUCUGCUGGUCCUUUUUAAUGAUAAUAUAUGGUGUGUGACAUUUUAAAACAAUAAUGUGAACCUGACACAGUGACAAAAAGAAUGUGAUAUCAUUUUUAAUUUCAGCAAGUUGCUUUUGUGAGACCAAAAAAAACAAACAAAAAAACACCAGUGCAAAAGUUUUUUUUUUUAAACUUACAGUGAUUGAUUUGAAGAAUUGUUUAGCAUGCAGUACUUUUUCUCACACAUAGUAGGGUUACGACUCUGAAUGAUUUGUAGGUUUUUAAGUAAUUUGAGCAUUAUUUGUUGUGCAAAUUGAAUGUUGUAUUAUCCUUAUGUCAUAAUGCUUGGGUUUGAUUUUAUAUUUUGCUAAUCUUUAAAAGAGUUUAUGCUCAAGGAACAAAAAUGUACAACUACUAUGACCUAAGUUUUGUUACUGAUUACUAAGAAUAUUCAGUUUUGUAGAAAAUGAGAAAAUGUAUUCUUAAGGGAGGAAUGGCAAUUAAAGCUAUGAACUAAA